Brugia pahangi is the source of this 1869-nucleotide messenger RNA. The record is from the annotation of a GenBank genome assembly. NCBI's taxonomy places the organism in Eukaryota, Metazoa, Nematoda, Chromadorea, Rhabditida, Onchocercidae.
AUGAGAUUCAGGAAAUACACAAAAAACACUGAUCAAGAAAUAAAUGAAAAUAAAACUGCGACGAAAGAUGCAUCAAAAGUGUCAGUGGCAAUUGCGGCAAUGAAAGCAUUUGCGGAACAAACAAAUAUAUUAGGUCUUGAAGGGUUGCGGAAUAACUUUUGUAAAUUACAAGCACGUGGACCACAUCCACAUGAUUUAACAUUUAAUGCUCAAAAAGUGAAUCGUACCAAAUGCCGAUAUCAUGACAUUAUAUGCUUGGAUAACACUCGUGUAUUCCUCAAACCGUGGCCAGAAGAUCAAGGUGAUUUCAUACAUGCGAACUGGAUUAACAGUGAACUUCUCGAUUGUCCUUUCAUUUGUACACAAGGUCCACUGAAUCAAACUUGUGGUGAUUUUUGGCGUAUGGUUUGGCAGGAAAAUGUUGAAUUAAUUAUAAUGCUUUGUCGUACGCUUGAAGAAAAUCGCAACAAAUGUGCCCAAUAUUGGCCAUUAAAUCAAGGCCAAGUGCUUACAUUUUGUGGUAUCACAAUCCGAGCUGUCGAAAAACGAACAAGUGAUCCAGAUGUACAUUGUACUGCACUACUGUUGACAUACCGCGGUGCACGACGUCCGCUUGCGCACUAUCAAUGGGUAUCAUGGCCUGAUAGAUUUGUUCCAAGUCAAUUAACGGUACCAUAUACUUUACUUAGUUCAGCUCGAGCCCGAAAAACACCCACUGUUAUACACUGUUCAGCUGGAAUUGGACGGACAGGUACAUUGGUGGUACUCGAAUUACUUUCUAGGGAAAAUUAUUUCAGAACGUUGUUAUCAUGUCGUAUUCCGGUAGUAACGGAUAUUAUUUGGUCAGUUAGAUCACAACGUUCACGUGCGGUUCAAAAUGAAGAACAAUAUUUGUACAUACAUUAUCUUACAAUACAACGAUUGGUUAAUAAGGAAUUUUGCCGCGAUUAUGAGCAAUUUUAUUUUACUCGUACACAUCGGAAGCAAAUUCCGUUACCGAUCCGUGAAAAAAGGAAAAAAUCACGACCCAAAAAGCCGAUCACACCAGAACCGGUAACGGCAUUGUCAACAUCAUCAGUAUCGCCAAUAACAAUAUCAAAAAAAGGGUCGCCAGUCUCGACCGGAACACCAAAAAGUCAGGAUGUUACUCUUGUAUCGACUACAGGGACCGAUUCUAGGCCUGUUCAACAACAGAAAAAAAAGAAAGGAACAAUAAAAAAGAAAACGCCAACAACACAACAACAACGAGUGACAGCGGCAAAAUUAUCACAUUCACAGGCCAGUCUUCAACAAGAAUAUCAAGAAGCGCAAAAGGAACUGCUGGAAACGUAUCGUAAAGAAAUGAAAAUAUCAAUGCAUACGCAACAGCGGAAAAUAAAAGAUGACAAAUUGACAUCCACUGAAGUGAAUGUUGUUCAAAAUGCGCAAAAGGAUGAUCAAGCAUUAGACGUUGAAGUUCUUGAUAGUAAAGUGAAAAAAGUCGCUGAAGAAUCAAGAAUCGCAGAAACUGAAACAGGAAAAGCAGAAGUUGAAGAAGAUGGUUCUAAAUCAGUAUAUGCUUUCCUCAGUGAUGAAGUCCGAAAAAUUAAGCAAAUGGAAGAAAAUCCAGUGCCAAGAGAAGAUGAAAUUGAUACUGCUGAUUACGUCUUCAUGCAACCCCUCUAUGCGCGUACAUACGGUGCAGCUGAAACGGAAAGUCGAGAUGUAGCAGAAAAAUAUAUGAUGAAUAUGCUUCCGGAGGAGUAUUUUGAUAGAGCCAUGGAUGAUGGAGCAGAGUAUGUUGCAAUUAUGCCAGUAAACACAAACAAAGAAAAUACAGAAAGUCUCGAAAAUUUGCGAAAAAAUUCUUCCAAAUCAAGGGUUUCCUAA